Carassius auratus (goldfish) is the source of this 5303-nucleotide messenger RNA. RefSeq lists its product as uncharacterized. The transcript has 2 exons. Bases 232 to 1605 code for a protein of 457 amino acids. Gene Ontology annotation, molecular function: nucleic acid binding; zinc ion binding. The record is from RefSeq and is a predicted model, not a curated record. NCBI's taxonomy places the organism in Eukaryota, Metazoa, Chordata, Actinopteri, Cypriniformes, Cyprinidae.
GAUCAGUAUGUAACGAGUGAGUUUGAGUGCACACGCUACAGAGAGUGUUCCCAAUCUAAACUGUCUUUUUCAUACUUUCAUACAGAAAAUAAAUGUGUUGCACAAAGGAAGAGCACCGCCUCAUCUUUGAAAAGUGUAACAUAUUUUGGCGAGCCAGAGCCAGGAGGAGGCGACAAAGUGAUCAGCAUCAUUAACCCCCCCUCCUUCCUAACGAGUUGAGCCUUCAACAACAUGGACACCAGUCAGAUCCUGCGUGAUCAAGUGAGUGCAGUUCUGUGGCAGCUUGGGGAAGAGUCUCUCUGGGAUGUCUGCAGGUACCUGAAAUGUGAUGGCCUGGACAGUGGAGAGUCCCGCAGCAGGACACGGAGGGCACUUAUCAAGAUGGCUGAGUGUGUAUUGGAUGAGCUUGAGGAGAAACAAGAGUGUUAUGAAGUUAAACAGUACUGUGCUGAUUUAUUAAUGUUCAUUGAAAGACAAAGUAAAGAGUGUCGUCAACAAGAUGAAGUGUACCCAUCAGAGAAGCCAGCUCCAAAAGAAGAACAGAAAAAAGAUUUUUCACUACACAGCUCUCAUGUAAAGAAAAACGAUUCCCCACUCAAGAGUCGAUUAGAGCCAACUCGCCCAUUGCCUGAGGUAACAUUGCGAAGAGAGUUUAAAAUCUGUGGUCAAAUUGGAGAGAGUGGUCAGAGGGAUAAAUUGUCAUAUCUCAGUUUAGUCCGUCAGAUUGAGCUGGGAAUAGAAAAAGGGCACACACAGACGGAAGUAGUAGAAGCUGUAAUCAGGGCUGUCAGUCCAGGGCUGCCUUUGAGAGACAUGCUAGAAAUCAAGCGUGGUCUGACCCUUAGUUCACUUCUCACCAUCCUGAAAGGUCACUAUCGGGUAGAUAGCUCCACUGAACUUUACCACCAGCUGCUUAACAUCUCUCAAGAGCCCAAAGAAACUGCUCUGAACUUUGUAUUCCGUGCAAUUGAGCUGAAAGAGAAGCUGUUAUGGAAAGCAGCGAAUGAGGACACAGAUGAACAGUACAGCAGAGCCGUCAUUCAACGCAAGUUCCUCCGCUCAAUAGAAACUGGACUUUUAAGUGAUUCUGUGAAAUUCCAAAUUCUACCCUACCUCAGUGAUGUGAGUAUAUCAGAUGAAGAACUUAUACAGAAAGUGGAUGAGGCGGCCAAAGUCGAAAGUGAGAGACAAGAAAAACGGAAAAGAUCCACUGCUGGUAAAACACCCAAAGUGCAGGAGCUUCAAGCAGAUACUCAGGUCAAAUCCACACCUGCCCAGAGCCCCUCUAAACUUAAGGAGUCCAACUCAACAGCAGCGAUCACAACAGUAAAAGGAAACGACACUAAGCCUGACAGCAUGAAUGUGCAUCAGAUGAUGGAAGAACUUCGCAAAGAGAUGAAGCAAAUGUUUCUGGCUGUAAUGGAAGCAAGCCCCCGUCCUCCUGAACAAAAGCGGAGAGCGAAAGGCUGCAAGAAAUGCAGGGAUGAGGGGACAGGUGAGAGCUGUUCGCACUGUUUCAAAUGUGGGCAGGAAGGCCAUUUCUCUCGUGGAUGCAGAGCAUCGUGGGGAAACGGGCAGGGACUACUGAGAUGGGGCCAGCAGUAGUCCAAGAAACAGCGCCCCAAAAUGAGCAGCCAUCACCCAGCCCAGUCAUUCAACCUAUAACAGCCCUUGGAAAGAGAGCAUCUGGUGCCUCAUCAGCUGUAAGUGUAGUUAACUAUAUUCCACCUCGAUACCAGCCACAGUUAGUAAGCCUUGUAGGAAGCCGAUGUAUAGUGGACUGUGUCAUGGACAAUCGCCCAGUUAGAGCCCUGUGGGACACAGGAGCACAGUCCAGCAUAGUGAAUUAACCCUGGCGAAUGAACCACCUCCCCCACACCAUUGUAAAACCCAUCUCAGAGUUGUUGGGGGAUGAGACACUGACAGUCUUUGCUGCCAAUGACACGCCCAUUCCAUAUAUCGGCUGGAUUGAAGUCAGUUUCAGAUUAGGUAGUGACCUCACCAAAAUGAAUGAACUACAAGUCCCAAUGCUUGUGUCAAGUGACCCAGCAGUUGCCAGUGACCCCAUCAUCGGCUACAACGUCAUUGAGGCCAUCAUUAACAGAAAUGAGGAAAAGACGAAAAGGGAAAGAAAGCAGCUGGCACAGAAAGUGAGUAGAGCCCUUGCAAUAACAGUGAAAACUGCUCAUCGUGUAGUUAAGUUGAUGCAGAAUGGUGAGUCAAAUUCAGAGAUUGGUGUAGUUCGUACCGGUGGGAAAAGAGUUCCAUUACCAGCUAACCAAGUCACCACUGUCUAUAUAAGAGCACAUGUGAGUUCACGAGCCCAAGGUCAACAUAUGUUCUUUUCACCUGACUUACUUAAUCCUCCCCCAGAAGGCAUUAUUUACAAUAAUGUACUGGUGCAGAUCCCAGAAAGGAGAGUUCCAUACAUACCCGUCUCCAUGACCAACAUGACUGAUCGCACCAUCUGUCUGGACCGGCACAGUGUGAUUGGAUAUCUGGAACCAGUCAAGACUGUAUACACAGCACCUAUACAAAUAAAUGAGAAUGAUACAGGAGCUGAAAUGAAGGACAGCACAGUGACAAAGCCUAGUGAAGCAAGUAGCACACCACAACCAGAUAACACUCAAGCACGUAGACCAACCUCAUGGGACCCUCCUGUGGAUCUCUGCCAUCUCUCAGAAGGACAGCAAGAGGUGGUGAGGAGGAUGUUGCGGGAGGAAUGUGAGGCAUUUUCCUUUGACAGUGACGAUGUGGGUUGUAUACCAUCACUCAAGUUGCAUAUUACCCUCCAUGAUACGAGCCCUGUUCAAAAGACCUACAUGUCCGUUCCAAAGCCUCUUCACAAUGAAGUUAAGGAGUAUCUACAGGAUUUGUUGAGAAGAGGAUGGAUCACACCUUCUCGAUCCCCUUAUUCAUCGCCAGUGGUGUGUGUCCGGAAGAAGGGAUGGUAGUCUUUGUCUCUGUGUUGACUUCAGAGAACUAAAUCGUAAGUCAGUCCCCGACCGCCAUCCGAUUCCAAGGAUUCAAGACAUGUUGGAUGCUCUAGGUGGGAGCUCGUGGUUUUCAGUCUUAGAUCAGGGUAAAGUGUACCACCAGGGUUAUCUGGAUGAGGAGAGCCGUCCUCUCACAGCUUUCAUCACACCCUGGGGGCUCUAUGAAUGGGUGCGCAUACCCUUUGGCCUGAGUUCGGCACCCGCAGAGUUUCAGAGGAGCAUGGAGCAUUGUUUGACUGGGCUGAGAGACACAAGUUGUCUCCCAUACCUCGAUGACAACCUGGUACACAGUUGUAGCUUCGAGGAGCACGUGGAGCACAUCCGUCUUGUUCUCCAGCGUUAUAAGGAACAUGGUGUGAAGCUGACCCCAAAGAAAUGUGAGCUGUUUAAAUCGAGUGUGAGGUUUCUUGGCAAGUUGGUGACAGGAGAGGGUUACACAAUGGACCCUGCAGAGAUGGCUCCAGUGCAGGCGUUAAAGGAGAAGACCCCUGUUACAGUGGGUGAUGUACGCCAGAUCCUUGGGUUCCUCUCCUACUACAGAUCAUUCAUCCCAAAUUUCUCCCGUGUGGCCCACCCACUGUAUAACUUACUCACUGUCCCGAACCUCGAGAAGAGGAUGUGCCACUACAAAGCGAAGAGGAUGUGCCACUACAAAGCGAAGAGGAUUUGCCACUACAAAGCGAAGAGGAUUUGCCACUACAAAGCGAAGAGGAUAUGCCACUACAAUCUCAGCGACCUGACUUAAGUCCUGAUAGGCCUGAGCAUGGUGAAUCCGAAGCCGAUUCUCUGGUUCUGAUGCAAAGGGAGAAACAGGUGGUAAGACGGCGACCCCAGAGACUGAGACACCAGCCUGUGGUACUGAGCUAUGAUACAUUGGGUCAACCGUCCUUGGUACAAAGAAACUGUAAGGUAACAGAGACUCAAGUAACACAGACUAAUGGUUACUGGAGGCCUUGGAUGGCUGAGGUGUUCUAAAGUGAUGUUUUCCUUGUUCACGGAAAUGUCCGGAGACAUUUAAUUUUGUGGGGGAGAGUGUAGCCCUGAGUGUUCAUUGCCCCUUUAAGAGACACAUAUAAACAUUGCCCCUUUAAAUUUUGAUUUCAGUAACUGAGUUCUGAUGAUAAGAAUUACGUUGACAUUUGGUGAUAAUACUGUUGUGAUGUAUUUUAGAAAAAAGUGUUACUGUUGUGAAACUCAGCUUCACCGAUAGAGGGCACCCUAAGCUGUACACUCAGCUGAGGAUUGGUAACAGACGCUAGUAGAGUGAAAGAGCGAUCAGUAUGUACCGAGUGAGUUUGAGUGCACACGCUACAGAGAGUGUUCCCAAUCUAAACUGUCUUUUUCAUACUUUCAUACAGGUAAGCUGACGAAAUUCACCUUGUAGUAAUUCACAGCGGUAUUAUGUGCUUCUAAAACUGUAGUUCUUCAAGAAACAUAUUGAGAUGUUCAAUGUUACACUGGUUCAGAGUUUUUGCACCUAAAAUGGCGGACGAUCAGAUUAACAAUCCUGAUAAAAGAUCAUAACUUUCUGCAUGAGUGAAAAUGAGUAGUAAGUGUGUAAAAAUACCAUGAUUCACAUAAAAAUGUCAGAUAGGUGAUGCACUAAAUCGAUGUUGAAGAACCUGAAGUAGUUAUGUAGUGUUAAAGAAGUUAAGCUAAAAUGCACACGUGUGAGUAGGCCUGUAGUCAUCCCACUCACGUGUUAACUUUAUUCAGAGUCAUUCCAUCAUAAGCCAUUAACUGUGAGAAAGAGCAUUUCAUGGUGUUUUAUUAAUCAGAAAUCAGAUUCUGUGUGUUAAUAAUUUUAGAAUCCAUUUGCUGAGAAUGUAAUGUUAAAAUAUAGAAACCAUUAUUGGGUUAAAACUGUGAUUAAAAUAAUUAAUAAAAUGAUAAAAAGAGCAAUAAGAAAAGUUUAUACAAUUUAUAAAUGCUGGAGUAAUGCAGUUAUAUACUGAAUUGUGAUUUUCAGCAUUUGAGUAUAGAGUUUCACUGUAUUUACCUGUAAUUGUUACCAGAGUCUAAUGUGAUACUUUAAUGUUAUUUACUAUACUUGCUUCUGCACAGUGUAAGAUUGGGUAUUGAAGAUGUUUAGAUUUAUUGUAUUACAGUGUUAAUGGGUUUAGAAAAGGUAACUUUAAGGAUAUUGUAAUGUGUGUGUCCCAGUUAAUGUCAUGAAUAUGCAUAAAUGCUUGCACUUUGAGACAUUAUUUUUGAUAUUGUUAAGAAUACUGAAGCUAGUAGAGUGAAAGAGCGAUCAGUAAGUAACGAGUGAGUUUGAGUGCACACGCUACAGAGUGUUCCCAAUCU